Molecule: messenger RNA, 1817 nt
Organism: Pimephales promelas (fathead minnow)
Lineage: Eukaryota; Metazoa; Chordata; Actinopteri; Cypriniformes; Leuciscidae
Gene: foxn3
Product: forkhead box N3
Biological process (GO): regulation of DNA-templated transcription
Cellular component (GO): nucleus
Molecular function (GO): DNA-binding transcription factor activity; cis-regulatory region sequence-specific DNA binding
Source: RefSeq, a predicted model, not a curated record
CGGUCUCAGAACAGAGUGCAAAGAGAGAAAGAGAAAGAGGGAGGGAGAGAAAAAAGCCAAGUGAAUGUUAGAGCCCACUGUGGUCACUGCUGAAAUACUCAAUCUGAGAGAAAUGGAGGGAUUAACCAGUCGGAUUUAAAAAUCUGGAGCUCAUGCGGAGGCAGCCAAUCAGGGGACGAUCUGGAUUAAAAGGAGCCUUGGUCUAAAUGGGUCCGGUUAUGCCUCCCAGUAAGAAGCUGGAAAGUUCCGGGGUCAGCGUCGCGAGCGGCCUGAGCCAGUUCUAUCAGGCGAGCUCCAUAACGCGCGCCCUACAGGAGGCCGAGGAAAUGGACCUGGCUCUUCCCAUCAUCAAACUGGAGAAGGGCAGCGUGGAGGACGAGGAACUCACCAACCUCAACUGGCUCCACGAGAGCAAGAACCUGCUCAACAGCUUCGGUGACCCCGUGUUGAGAAGCGUCAGCCCUGUCCAGGACCUGGAUGAUGACACCCCACCCUCCCCGGCCCACUCGGAUCUCCCUUACGACGCCAAGCAGAACCCCAACUGCAAACCUCCUUAUUCGUUCAGCUGCCUCAUCUUCAUGGCAAUAGAAGAUGCCCCUUCUAAGAGACUGCCAGUUAAAGACAUAUACAACUGGAUCCUGGAACACUUCCCUUACUUUGCCAACGCCCCCACGGGGUGGAAGAACUCAGUCAGGCACAAUCUGUCCCUCAAUAAGUGCUUUAAGAAGGUGGACAAGGACAGGAGUCAGAACAUCGGGAAGGGCUCCCUGUGGUGCAUAGAUCCAGAAUACAGACAGAAUCUCAUCCAGGCGCUGAAGAAGACGCCUUAUCAUCCUUAUUCCCAGGUGUUCACCACGCCUCCCACCUCUCCUCAGGCAUAUCAAAGUAUGUCCAGUCCUCCAAUAUGGCCAGGAAGUCCCUUUUACAGAAAAAACAAGGGAGUCCUACUACAAGUCCCUCAGGGAGUGAUCCAGAACGGAGCUCGAAUGAUGAGCCAGGGCCUCUUCCCAGGAAUCCGACCCCUUCCCAUAAACCCCAUUGUCAGCAGGACAGCCACUGUCAGGUCAAUACUCGAAUACAGGAUUACCAGUGACGGCGAGCCCACCUGUAACUCUCCACUGGUCAGCAGCGACUCCAAGGAUGACCACACCUACAGUUUUGCCAAAUCUUCCAGCUCGGACGCCGGAGAAGAGGCUCUCUGCGAUGGAAGCGAGGUGAGCUUCCAUGCCAACGAGACUGGCAGCGAUGUAGAGGACGAUGACAAGAGCAAAAUCAAGAAGGAGCCCAAAGAGUGGUCCGUGGACGCCCUCGCUCUGGCCCAGCACAAGAAACGGCAACAUUUGACAAAAGUCAAACAGAGAGUGGCCAGUGACACUCUUCCUCUAAAAAAGAGGCGCACAGAGAAGCCUCCGGAAAGUGACGACGAGGAGAUGAAGGAGGCGGCCGGGUCCCUGCUUCAUCUGGCGGGAGUCAGGGCAUGUUUGAACAAUAUCACCAACCGGACGGCAAAGGGGCAGAAAGAGCAAAAAUAACGAAAAGACUGUAUUAUAAAGAGAGAGAGAAAAAAAACAUCACUUUGAAUAGAAUUUACUAUUUUUUUUUCCCAGGACAUCAGGUGAAUUCUACUGAUUUGUGGCAAUAUCAACAAUCACUUUGUUUUCCUAUCUUUAUAGGUAACAUUUUACUGAGGGUUUCUUGUUUUGGUUCACCUAUUUUAUUGUGAUUUCUUUCUUUUUUUUUGAUCUACGGAGAUUGAAGCCAUAGCCUUCCCUUUUUUAAGAUAUUCAACAAAGUAUUUCAUUCUUCUGAGAGAGGAG